GGAAUCAACAGUAUUUGUAAUGAAGAACAUCAGACUCUGAGCUGUAACUUGAAUUCUUGUCCAGAAUUCAGCAUACUGGCAGCGAGCACAUCAUACAGAUUGCCACUUGUCCUGCCGGCGUCUUUGAGGCACACUUGCGCAUCUAGGAAAGUACAGAGCAGGUAUCUGUGUGUUCUGCUACCUGUGUGCCAGCCUGGACCAGCUCACAGACAGCCCCACCUGUCUUGGGCUGCUUGGUGCUGCUCUCUCAGGGCCUCUGAGCAUCUCUGAGUUCUCCGUGUUUACUGGAAUGUGGAGGAGCUGCUCAGUUACUAGACCACAGAGGAGGAGCGUGACCUCUUGCACAUGGUUGUCUCUGAGACAGUUAAAAGACUCAGGUGCCUGGGUAACCCUGUCGGCCACAGACUGCUACAUUGUGCAUGAGAUCUACAAUGGCGAGAAUGCCCAGGACCAGUUUGAGUAUGAGCUGGAGCAAGCCCUGGAAGCCCAGUACAAGUACAUUGUCAUCGAGCCCACCCGAAUCGGUGAUGAGACGGCACGCUGGAUCACCGUGGGCAACUGUCUGCACAAGACGGCUGUGCUCGCUGGCACUGCCUGCCUCUUCACCCCAUUGGCACUGCCCUUAGAUUAUUCCCACUAUAUCUCCCUGCCUGCUGGCGUGCUGAGCUUGGCCUGCUGCACCCUCUAUGGGAUCUCUUGGCAAUUUGACCCUUGCUGCAAGUACCAAGUGGAGUAUGAUGCCUAUAAACUGUCUCGACUGCCUCUGCACACACUCACCUCCUCCACCCCAGUGGUGCUGGUCCGGAAGGACGACCUGCACAGAAAGAGACUGCACAACACGAUAGCAUUGGCCGCCUUGGUGUACUGUGUAAAGAAGAUUUACGAACUCUAUGCUGUAUGACUCCAGUGAACAGGGAGCGGAACAGAACCACACAGCCCACAAAAGACAAAGAGGACGUGAAGGAUUUAGAUUGCCACAGUAACAGUUUGCCCUGUGAGGCAGCAGAGCCUGGGAAGGUGUUUGGUUUAAUAUUUGUUAUUUUUUAAAAGAGAACACAGAUCAUGGGUGUCCCAAGGGUUUUUUCAGCUUACUACAAAAAUGUGAUUUCCAUAAUCCUGGAAGGAGUCUGGGGCUAUGGAAGUCUUAACUAGCAGUGGACUGUGGAUAGAAGCCAACGCUGCUGAGGGGGUAUGAGCGUGCUUGGGGGUCUCUAAGUAUACUGUUUAACUGUACCAUUCGGAGCCAACCAGAAGCUAUCAACCAUUAAAAUUAUGAGCAUUUCAA
This is a messenger RNA of Cavia porcellus (domestic guinea pig), 1285 nucleotides long. RefSeq names its product transmembrane protein 11 (gene Tmem11). Gene Ontology annotation, biological process: inner mitochondrial membrane organization. The coding region runs from base 290 to 901 and encodes 203 amino acids. Gene Ontology annotation, cellular component: mitochondrial inner membrane. Lineage: Eukaryota; Metazoa; Chordata; Mammalia; Rodentia; Caviidae. The transcript has 3 exons. The record is from RefSeq and is a predicted model, not a curated record.